Trichoplax adhaerens is the source of this 432-nucleotide messenger RNA. RefSeq lists its product as uncharacterized. The transcript has 2 exons. NCBI's taxonomy places the organism in Eukaryota, Metazoa, Placozoa, Uniplacotomia, Trichoplacea, Trichoplacidae. Bases 1 to 432 code for a protein of 143 amino acids. Gene Ontology annotation, biological process: regulation of intracellular signal transduction; cellular response to L-arginine. The record is from RefSeq and is a predicted model, not a curated record. Gene Ontology annotation, cellular component: cytosol.
AUGUCUUCUCGUUUAACGCUAUCGUUAUUGCCUCAUAAUUUGGCUGUUUGUCGGUUGCAAGCGGACAGCAAGAUACCUGAGUGGGCUACCAUUAGUCAUUCCUUUAUUUCUAUAACAAGAACAUCGGAUGAACUAUCCAUUGUCUGCCAAGAUGAUAUUGUACCUACGGAUGUGCAAGCUGAAAGGCGUUGGAAGAUAUUUAAAGUAGAAGGGCCUCUCGAUUUCUCCCUCACUGGAGUCUUGUUCAAAAUUUUACAACCAUUAGCGGACGCUAAUGUCAGCAUUUUUGCUCUUUCGACCUACGACACCGAUUAUAUUAUGGUAAAAGAAGAAAAGUUGGAACAGGCUAAGCAGCUUUUAUCCAACAAGUAUCAUGUGCAAGUGCAAAAGAUACCAAGCUCGUUAGGCUUGAGAUGUAGAACUGGUCAUUGA